AUGGUCUCCUUCCUGCUGGACUGUUUUGCGCUGGAAGAGAGACACACCUCUGAGUAUCUGGCAAAGGAACUUCUGUGGGUUGCUUCAGAGUGGAACACAGAGGACAAAGUUGCUGCCUGUAUUACAGAUGGUGCUGCCAAUAUUAUAAAAGCCAUGGGGUCCAAGGAGGCAGGGGGAACCGAAUGGGCCGAUGCAAUUUGCUUCGCCCAUCAGCUGAACCUCAUUGUGCACAAUGGUAUUAAGAACAUCAAAACUACAGUGGACAAAGUCAAAGCCAUUGUGCAGUAUUUUCACAAAAGCACCCUAGCAGCAACAGAACUGAAGAGGCAACAAAAGAACUCGGAGUGUCCAGAACUGCGUCCCAAGCUGGAAUGUCCAACACGAUGGAAUUCUACUUUCACCAUGUUGAAAAGGAUGCUUGAGACAAGAGAACCAGUGAUCAUCAAGAUGGCCUUGCUGAAUAUCGACCUGCCUCGCCCAUCACCAGAGGAGUGGGAGGACAUGAAAACAGUCUGUGACCUCCUGCAGCCCCUUGAUGAAGUUUUAGGCUCCUGCUUGUCUGGCUUGACCUCGGUCGUUAACAUGGGAUCUGGAAGACUUUACUGUAGAUAG
Messenger RNA from Xyrichtys novacula (pearly razorfish), 612 nucleotides. The record is from the annotation of a GenBank genome assembly. Lineage: Eukaryota; Metazoa; Chordata; Actinopteri; Labriformes; Labridae.